CCUCUUCCUCUGAACCACACUUACACGGACACCCAUAGUUUUUUAACACACACACAAGUUGCUGAAGUCUUCUCCUAUUUUUCUUUGUUGUGAGUGUCUUGCUCAAUCUGGACCUGUCAAAGCUUACUGGAAUGAAGUUAAAUACACAGAAUUGCUGAACAGCACAUGGUAGAGCAUAUCAUUCUCCCAGCAUGGAGGUAUUACUGAAAGACAGUGCUUUUGGAGUUUAAACCUGAGGGAGAUUUGUGGGGGAGAAAAGGUGAAACUUAGGGCUCUGAGGAAGAGAUAUCAGGAGGUGGGGGAGGUGAAGGAAGCGACCCCUCACACUCUUGCAUGCUGGAGACAGAGAUUGCUCGAGUUUGUUGAAGGAGUCUUUAUCUGGACUUCUCCUGAUGGAUCCUAGGAGAACCUUUUUCCCAAGGAUUCUCACAGAAUACAGUGGCUUAACAACAAACCCUCACAGUGAACACUGAGGACCUGAAAUUAGUAUGGAGGCACUGAGAGAAUCUUUUCUCCUUUUAACCUUCCAGAUGUCAUCCUACAAGCGAGCUACCUCAGACGAAGAGGAGCUGAUAGACACCACCCCUGACAUAUCGUAUCAGUCUCCAACCAUGCAGGUGCUGGAGCAUAGACUGCGGUCCAGGUGUUGGUCUGAGCGAAGCCAUGUGGAGAAGAAGCUCCUUGUUGUGGUGUGUGGUCUCUCGCUGGCAUUAUUCAUAUGCAUCCUGACACUGGGUCUGCAUUAUAGUGAGACACACCCAGGGCUGUGUCUGACUGAACCAUGUGUGACUGUAGCAGCAGCUGUAAUAGGAGCUCUGGACCGCUCAGUGGACCCAUGUAAUGACUUUUACAGCUAUGCAUGUGGUGGAUGGAUGAAGAGAAAUCCACUACCGGAAGGCAAAUCACGAUGGGAUACCUUCAGUAAUCUCUGGGAGCACAACAUGGCAGUCAUGAAGAAUUUACUAGAAAGCACAGGUCAGCAGGGCUUGAGUCAGGCUCAAGAGAAGGCCCUGAAAUACUACAAAGCCUGCAUGAACGAAGCCAAGAUUGAGGAUCUGGGAGCCCGUCCCUUACAGGAGCUCAUCAACCAGACAGGAGGUUGGGCCUUGACUGGUGCCUGGGACAAGAAUAACUUCCAGGAGGUUUUGCGCACCGUGUCAGCUAGCUACCGCACCUCACCUUUCUUCACUGUGUUUAUCAGCACAGAUUCUAAGAACUCCAACAGCAACAUCAUCCAGGUUGAUCAGUCUGGACUGGGCUUGCCAUCUCGGGAGUACUAUCUCAACAAGACCACCAAUGAGAAGUAUCUCAACGCAUAUCUGAACUUCCUGGUAGAGCUGGGAGUCCUGCUGGGUGGCUCAGAGGAAACAUCUCACACUUUGAUGCAGGAGAUUGUAGAUUUUGAAACCACUCUGGCCAACAUUACGGUUCCUCAGGAGGAGAGAAGGGAUGAAGAGCUCAUCUACCAUAAGAUUCAAGCUAAAGAUUUAGCAACACUGGCUCCUGCAGUGGACUGGAUGCCUUUUCUCAAAGCAGUGUUUUCUCCAGUUGCUCUUAAUGAAUCAGAGCCUGUGGUGCUCUAUGCUACUGACUACCUCCAGAAAGUUUCACAGCUUAUUAGCAAAACCAACAAGAGCACGCUGAAUAACUACAUGAUCAUGAAAGUGGUGAGGAAGAUGGUCUCCAUAUUGGACCAGAAGUUCCAGGAUGCUGAACAGCGUUUUCUUGAAGUCAUGUAUGGUGCCAAGAAGAGCUGCACUCCUCGCUGGAAACUGUGCGUCAGUGACACAGACAGUGCGUUAGGCUUUGCCCUGGGGGCUCUAUUUGUCAAAGCCACGUUCGCUGAGGACAGCAAGGCCUUUGCUGAAAACAUGGUCUCGGAAAUCAAAUGGGCUUUUGAGGACAGUUUGAAACAUGUGAGUUGGAUGGAUGGUGAAACCAAAAAAGCAGCCAAAGAAAAGGCGGAUGCAAUAUACAAUAUGGUAGGCUACCCAAAGUUCAUCAUGGAUCCCAAGGAGCUAGACAAAGUGUUCUAUGAAUUUGAAGUUGUGCCAGACUUAUACUUCCAGAAUGUCAUGCAAUACUACAACUUUUCUGGCCGGGUAACUGCUGACCAGCUGAGAAAAGCCCCAAACAGAGAUCAAUGGAGUAUGACCCCACCUACAGUGAAUGCCUAUUACAACCCCACCAAGAAUGAGAUUGUACUUCCUGCUGGUAUCCUCCAAGCCCCAUUCUACAGUCAUUCCUGGCCAAAAGCCCUGACAUUUGGUGGCAUUGGUGUUGUUAUGGGUCAUGAGCUGACUCAUGCAUUUGAUGAUCAAGGAAGAGAAUAUGAUAAGGAUGGUAACUUGCGCUCCUGGUGGAAGAAUGAGUCAGUGAGUGCAUUUAAGCAGCAGACCCAGUGCUUGGUGGAACAAUACAACAACUACAGCAUCAACAAGGAAGCCCUGAAUGGCAAACACACUCUUGGUGAGAACAUUGCUGACAAUGGUGGCCUCAAAGCAGCUUACAAGGCAUAUGUGAACUGGAUCCAGAAAAAUGGGGAGGAGGCUACACUGCCCGCUCUGGGAAUGACAAAUCAUCAGCUAUUCUUUGUUAGUUUUGCCCAGGUGUGGUGCUCAGUGCGGACCCCUGAGAGCUCUCACGAGGGUGUGAUCACUGACCCCCACAGCCCAUCACGCUUCAGAGUCAUUGGCACCAUCUCCAACUCCCAUGAGUUCUCCAAACACUUUGGUUGUAAGGAGGAUUCGCCAAUGAACCCUAAGCAGAAGUGUGAACUCUGGUGACCACAUUAACACAGUUUGAUGAAUCCCAGAAACCCGUGCUUUGCUCUUGCACAAAACCCAGUGGACUUGUAUUUAAAUAUGUUUUAAUAUAGGGAUCGUUUUUAUUCUCAUCAGGACUCAAGAAAAUAACUUACACUGGUUUUGUAAAUACAAGGGUCUUUUUUAAGGGGGAAAUCAUUUUUGUUCAUCUUGUUACAAUGUUAUAUAUUUCAUAGAUUGUUCACUGAAUCUUGUGUCAUACAAUGUUAUCGAAUGUAGUUUAUGACUGGGAACAGAGGUGUCAACUUAUUUUACAGGCCACAGAACAAUAAGUUGGGAUGGACAAGAAAAAUAUUCAACAGAUUGCAGUUACCACGUAAACAAAUUCAAAUUAUUAACAUUAUUCCAAAUCCGUCCCUCCACACACAUGCACCCCUGUAUAGAAUGUUUGUUUGGAACCUAGCCUAGAUAUAGCUUACUUUAAAAAAAUCGAAAGUAAGCAUGGCAUUUCAUUAGCACAUUUUCUCAUCAGAUUACUUUAUUAUUCUAUUUCACCCCUAGUGGAAAAACAGUGACAGUAAUUGUAGUAGAGAAAGACAGAUUAGGUGGCCCACCUUAAAUAGACUGACCAUUUAUUUUCAGUAAAGUUACAGUGGUGAUGUUAAAACCAGCAUACAGUAUAAUGGGGAAAUAAUCUGGAAACAGAUAAACAAUUUCUAUAUUUAUUUCAAACAAAAUGAUUCUUUUACAUUUUAAUGUGACUUUGGGUUGGAGAUCUUCCAUUUUACAGCCUUGGCUUAACCGUUGCAGAUUUGUUACCCAAAACCGAUCAUUUCUUUCUGGAAAAAUCUCUAAUCAUCAUUAAAAAAAACAAUUAAUAUACAAGCAAUAGUAAAAUAAAUCAAAAUGCCAAUGAAUAAAAAAUAGAGCCUUGGCCCAAAACAUUGCAAAUCUAAGGAAUGCCAUUAGCCAGAUGAAAUAAUUAUAAAAUAUAUAAAAAUAAAAAAUAGUCUCUCAAAUGGGUUGUGAUUUAGAUUAAGACCCCACUGGGUCAAGGGGAAAAACCCCAAAAUUAUUUACUAGUGUCCAGAUCCAGUCAUCCAGAUACUAGAUCUUUAUCUCCCAGUUUUUUUUCUCCAUUUUUGUUCUGGAAGUUUGAUGUAUGUAUUGUGCAAUAUUUAAAACCUGUAUGUGGUAAAGACAUUCUCCCAAAUGCUGUGAAUGUACAGUCAUGGCCAAAAGUUUAGGCAGUGAUGUAAAUUUUAUGUUUUGCAAAGUUUGCGCCUUCAGUAUACAAAGAUUAUUUUUCCACAUGUUUCUAUAGUAUACUGGAAAACAGUGAUAAGCACUUCAUCUGUUUUAAAGGCUUUUAUUGGCAAAAACAUUUAAUAUAUGCAAACGGUCAAUGUUUACAGUGUUGACCCUUGUUCUUCAUAACAUUUGCAAUUCACUCUCGGGAUGCUGGAUAUUAACUUCUGGGCCAAAUCCUGACUAAUGGCGAGCCAUUCGUGCCUUAUUCUGCUUGUCCACUCGGCUUUUGAGGAUUGACCACAGGUUCUCUAUGAGAUUGAGAUCCAGGGAGUUGCCUAGCCACAGUCUCAAAAUUUCAGUGUAAUGAUCUUUGAGCCACUUCAUUAUCACUCUUGUGCUCCAUCAUACUGGAAAAUGCACGGAUCAGAACCAAAUUGCUCCUGGAUCGUUGGGAGAAGUUGCUUUUGCUGGAUGUUUUGAACACAUUCUUUAUUCAUGGCAGUAUUUUUGGGUAGAAAUGUAAGUUAUCCCAGUCUUUUUGGUUGAAAAGCAACCCCACACAUGGAUGAUCUCAGGAUGCUUCACUGUUGUCAUGACACAGGACUCAUGGUAGCCUUCACAUUUUGUUCUCUGGACAAUCGAUUUUCCAGAUGUUCCAAACAGUCGGAAAGGAACUUCAUCAAAGAAAAUAACUGCACCAGUUUUCUGCUGUCCAAUACUUGUAUUUUCUGUGGAAAAUUAGUCUGUUCUUGACAUUUUUCUGGGAGAGAAGUGGCUUCUUUGCUGCCCCAUGCCAUUGUCCAAAAGAUUUCACCUGACUAGUACUUAAUGACACUUUCAUUAGCUGGUUUUAGCUGGUUAUUUUAUGCCAGGGCCAAAACCAGUAAAAUCUUUUUUUUUUUUUUUUUGAAAAAUUCAUUUUUUAGACCAAUAAUGCUUUUUGGAGUUAUGUAAAAUGCAUCUGAUCACUCUGCACAAUAAUCUGGAAACAAUGUGAAUAAACACCACAACAAUCUUUGCAAAAGACAAAAUUUAUAUUACUGCCAACACUUUUGGCCAUGACCAUAAAUGGAAAUGUAUAGCCUGCUGUAGGAAGGUGUGUGUGUGUGUGUGUGUGUGUGUGUGUGUGUGUGUGUGUGUGUGUGUGUGUGUGUGUGUGUGUGUGUGUGUGUGUGUGUGUGUGUGUGUGUGUGUGUGUCUCUGUCUCUGUCUCUGUCUGUGUGUGUCUGUGUCUCUGUCUGUCUGUCUGUGUCUCUGUCUGUCUGUGUCUCUGUCUCUGUCUGUCUGUGUGUGUCUGUGUCUCUGUCUGUCUGUGUGUGUCUGUGUCUGUGUGGAUGAAUGAACAGAUCCAGAGCUUUGUUUGACAUGAUGGGAAAUAUUUGCUGCUUUCAAAACUGAGACUGCAAACAUGAUUGGUCCAUUAAAUAUGACCAGUUUUGAUUUGAUACAAAUGUCAAAUGUGAACACACAUUAUAAUGGAUUUUCUUACCUUAAUGCAAAAAUUGUGAUGCAAUAAAAUUUUAUCCAAAUAA
Messenger RNA from Tachysurus fulvidraco (yellow catfish), 5548 nucleotides. It is a transcript of the gene ece1, whose product is annotated as endothelin converting enzyme 1. Lineage: Eukaryota; Metazoa; Chordata; Actinopteri; Siluriformes; Bagridae. Gene Ontology annotation, biological process: peptide hormone processing. The coding region runs from base 489 to 2786 and encodes 765 amino acids. The transcript has 18 exons. Gene Ontology annotation, molecular function: metalloendopeptidase activity. The record is from RefSeq and is a predicted model, not a curated record. Gene Ontology annotation, cellular component: plasma membrane.